ACCGAGCGGAGACGUCACGCAGGUGCGUCCAGGAGUCGGGAGGCGCGCAAAGGUGGGGUCCGCGCUCCGAGUCGCAUUCAGCGGCAGGCGGGGGCGCGCUUCCCCCGGGAGCUCGCGCUCCCCCCGCCGCCCGCGCGCUCCCGGCCCCCGCCCCCGCGCCGGAGGCAGUCCCGGCGGGUGGCAGCGCUGCUCCCGGCCGCGCCGAGAGGGCCCGCGGAAGCUCUUGGGGCGCGUCAUCCUUACCGCGCCGGGCGGGCGGGCCUCCAGGCAGCCUCGCGUCAGUGCUCUGCGCCGGAAGACGCCGUCCCCGCGCCCCCUCCCUCGGCGCCGGCCUCUUCCCCCGCCUGAACCCCGGGACAUGAGCCGCAAGAGGCAGGGUCUGGUCCCGGACCCCUUUGGGCUGAAGCGGCGGCGGGAGCGAGGGCAGGCCGAGGCGGAUCCCCUGAGGGGCGAGUCGGGGUCGGCGCGCGCCGCGGUCGCCGAGCUGGUGCAGCUGUUCCCGCGAGGCCUGUUCGAGGACGCGCUGCCGCCCAUCGCGCUGCGGAGCCAGGUGUACAGCCUGCUGCCCGACCGGACGGCGGCCGACCGGCAGCUGAAGGAGCUUCAAGAGCAGGGGGAGAUCAGAAUCGUCCAGCUAGGCUUUGACUUGGACGCCCAUGGGAUCAUCUUCACUGAGGACUACAGGACCAGAGUCCUCAGGGCCUGUGAUGGCCGACCAUAUGCUGGGGCAGUGCAGAAGUUUCUGGCUUUGGUACUUCCAGCCUGUGGGGACCUUAGCUUCCAGCAGGACCAAAUGACAGAGACCUUCGGCUUCAGGGACCCAGAGAUCACGCAUCUGGUGAAUGCUGGAGUCCUCACCGUCCGAGAUGCUGGGAGUUGGUGGCUAGCCGUGCCUGGGGCUGGGAGAUUCAUCAAAUAUUUUGUUAAAGGGCGCCAGGCUGUCCUCAGCAUGGUCCGGAAGGCCAAGUACCGAGAGCUACUCCUAUCAGAGCUUUUGGGCCGGCGGGCACCUGCCUCGGUGCGACUUGGCCUCACUUACCACGUGCACGACCUCAUUGGGGCCCAGCUAGUGGACUGUGUCUCCACCACUUCUGGAACUCUCCUCCGCCUGCCAGAGACAUGAGGAUUCUGCUCGUCAUUGCAUACCUCUGCUGAGUGGGUUGAGAGGGGUCCAGGAGUAUGUCCAGUGGUGGAUGAGAUAGGGUCACCUUGGGAAGACGCAGGAGCCCGGAUGAGUGUUGGGCUUGCAUCUGUAUAAAGGGUCAGACGUGAUUGCUGCUGUUUACCUGGGCUCUGACCCAGUGGUGGGGUUUGGGCAAUGCUUCUCUGCCCUUCUGUGGGACUGGAGCCAGAAACCGUGCCAAGGCCAUGGCUCUUGCCUUUCACACAGCAAAGUACAGCUGUCGCUCUUGGGAUAGGAAGACGGGAUUUCCGGGAAGGCUGGUGAGAGAGGGCAGAGUUCUUUCUUAAAUGUUAAGAUCAAGCUGCCAAAUAAAGUACAGACCAUGUGCAA
Molecule: messenger RNA, 1513 nt
Organism: Nyctereutes procyonoides (raccoon dog)
Lineage: Eukaryota; Metazoa; Chordata; Mammalia; Carnivora; Canidae
Gene: WHR1
Product: serine/threonine kinase 19
Exons: 7
Coding region: 359-1123 (254 amino acids)
Biological process (GO): positive regulation of Ras protein signal transduction; protein phosphorylation
Molecular function (GO): protein serine/threonine kinase activity
Source: RefSeq, a predicted model, not a curated record